AUGCAAGAUUUUAAGGAUCUUGGUGACAAACAGGAAAUCGAUAUAUCCGAAAUGAUUUCAAAAUUGAAUACGGAUCAAAGACGAGUAUUUGAUAGAGUCACUAAUAUCAUAUCAUCAGGUAAACUACUACGAUUGUAUGUUAGUGGAGAAGGAGGUACUGGCAAAAGUUUUUUAAUUAAAACAUUCAAAUGUUGGUUAAAACAAAAUCUCAAGAAGGAUACUGCCGUAGCAGCACCUACUGGUAUAGCAGCGUUUAAUAUAGACGGUUUGACAGUUCACAGAUUAUUGCAAUUACCCGUUGAGCAUGGCCAUACUCCUAAGUAUAAGCAAUUAGCUAACCACGUUUUGAAAGUUUUACAAGCAGAUCUUAAAGAUGUUAGUCUUAUUAUAAUUGACGAAGUGUCAAUGAUUUCUAAUUUAGUUCUUAUGUAUAUCUUACGACUAUCUGAUAUAUACAAUACUACUGAUUGUGAUGGUUGGUUCGGUCAAAAGCACAUUCUUUUAUUUGGAGAUCUGCUUCAGUUAUCUCCUGUACAUGAAGAUUCUGCCUUUAUACAAUUAAUAGCUGAGAACAUUCGUAAAUAUCUUGGUUCUUUAAGUGCUACUAAUCUCUGGACUUUGUUUGAUUAUGAUGAACUGACAAUCAAUAUGCGCCAGCAAGGAGACGGAUUUUAUCGUGAGUUACUUUCCAGAAUUCGCGUUGGUUUAUUAACACCAUCUGAUUAUGAUGUUCUUGAAAAAAAAUCAUUUAAAAGUGAGUCUUUUGAAACAAGAUUAAGCGAAUUAUGUGAUUUUAUUAAUAAUUUAUCAUCUGAUACUGUUUGUUUAUUACCUACAUGUCACAUGUGUAACGAAUUAAACGCUGCAAUAUUAAGUCGUAUUACUUCGAAAGAAAUACUUUUAAUUGCUGAGGAUACGAUUGAUUGUAUUUCAUAUAUGAAAAAAAAAGUAACAAAGGUAUUGUCAAAUAUUGAUGAUGAUACUAGAACAGCUGGACUUUCAAAACGAAUUACAAUUAAAAUUGGAGCGAAAGUUAUGAUAAGACGUAAUAUUGAUGCUAGUUUGGGUCUUGUAAAUGGUACAAUUGCUACAGUUGUAUCAGUUAUGCAGGAUAAAACUAUAGAAAAGAUAAAAGUUCUUUUACUGUCCGGUUUAGAGUAUUUUAUUGAAAGAGUAAGUGUUAAAUUUCCAUUAAUGGAUAGAAUUUACGUUAUUAGAAAACAAUUUCCAUUAUGUUUGAGUUAUGGUAUUACCAUUCAUAAAAGUCAAGGUUUGAGUUUACAAAAUGCUGUUAUGGAUCUAGGUAACAAUAUAUUUAAUUACGGUCAGGCUUAUGUUGCAUUAUCUCGAGUAACAUCUCUUGAUGGAUUGCAUUUAAUUAAUUUUGAUCCUUCAUCCGUGUUUGCUAGUGAAAAAGCUAUUAUAGAAUAUAAUCGAUUGAAACGAAUACAUAAUUCAGAAUCAGAAAUGAUCACUGUUUCAAAACAGUGUUAUCGUAGAGUUAAAGAUGUUUCGUGGAUAUUGUCGAAAAUGGUUUCCUCCGUUCAAGAAUCGGGUCAAAAAGCUCCAUUAAAAAGUACUGCUUAG
Messenger RNA from Trachymyrmex cornetzi, 1587 nucleotides. Its product is annotated as ATP-dependent DNA helicase pif1-like. The record is from RefSeq and is a predicted model, not a curated record. Gene Ontology annotation, biological process: telomere maintenance; DNA repair. NCBI's taxonomy places the organism in Eukaryota, Metazoa, Arthropoda, Insecta, Hymenoptera, Formicidae. Gene Ontology annotation, molecular function: DNA helicase activity.